Messenger RNA from Cinara cedri, 434 nucleotides. The record is from the annotation of a GenBank genome assembly. NCBI's taxonomy places the organism in Eukaryota, Metazoa, Arthropoda, Insecta, Hemiptera, Aphididae.
AUGACAACCACGGUAUCCACGUUAAAAUUGUUCAUCGUGACGGGAGAGUCGCCACGCCAGCUAUUCUCCCGCAGACCGGACCGUCGAACAUUUCCCGGCAAGUCGGCCCUUCGAAUGCCGUCGACUUCGACUUGGACUGCCGACGGAGAAAAUGACGCGUUGUUUAUGAACGUAUGUCAAGCCAUCGACGAUACGGAAGGAUACGAUAACGAAGGUGAGAUUUAUAUUAUUAUGGCCCGUCACAUAGCGAAGGAAUUAGUUUUAAUUUAGGGGUUUGUUUUUUUUUUUUUUCAUUAUUAUUAUUGGUAGGUAGGAAACGUACACGCGAAGAAAAAACCGCUGCCGGAGUAAAAAAAAAAAAAGCAAGGAUAGAGGAGUUAGUGAAAACACCCGGCUUCACCGAAAUCGGUUCGUCUUUCGAUAGGAUAGUGUAG